AUGCUCUCCCGCCAGCUCGCGCGGCGUGUGUACUGCGCUGCGCCCCGCCGCUGGUCGCACUCCCCCGCCGCGGCCCUCAGCGGCCUCAACACGGUCACCGAGGAGGACCUGGCGCACUUUGCCAAAAUCCUGCCCUCCUCCGCCAUCCUCUCCACUCUAUCUCCCAGUGCGACACCCGUCGCGGAGCUAGAGCCGUUCAACAAUGACUGGAUGAACAAGUACCACGGCAAGUCGACGACCGUCCUCAAGCCCCGCACCACACAGGAGGUCAGCGAGAUCGUCAAGUGGUGCAACCAGCGCCGGAUAGGCCUCGUCCCCCAGGGCGGGAACACCGGCCUUGUCGGUGGAGGCGUCCCAAUAAAGGACGAGCUUGUCCUCAGUCUUUCCAACAUGACCAAGGUCCGGUCAUUUGACGAUGUCUCAGGCAUCUUGGUUGCGGAUGCUGGCUGCAUCCUGCAGUCCCUGUCAGACUACCUCACACCGCACAAUCACAUCGUGCCUUUGGACCUCGGUGCGAAGGGCAGCUGCCAAAUAGGCGGAAACGUUUCCACGAAUGCCGGCGGUCUUCGGCUACUCCGCUACGGGUCGCUGCACGGCUCUGUCCUCGGCCUCGAAGUCGUGCUUCCCGAUGGCACCAUCCUGGAUCAGCUUACCUCAUUACGAAAGGACAAUACCGGCUAUGACCUGAAGCAACUAUUCAUCGGCGCAGAGGGUACUCUCGGUGUCGUCACUGGUGUUUCGAUCCUUGCCGCACCCGCGCCUCAGGCGUCCAACAACGUCAUGCUCGCCCUGCCGAAGUUCGAGAACGUCCUGCCGCUUUACAAGGAAACGAAGCGCCAACUGUCCGAGAUUCUGUCCGCGUUCGAGUUCAUGGACAGGACUGUCUAUGACCUCGCUGUGAAGCAUGGUCAGGGCCGUGCUUUGGACCCCUCGGAGGUCGAGGGCGCCGCAUGCUUCGUUCUCGUGGAGACCAGCGGUGGCAAGCGAGAGCACGACGAGGAGAAACUGAACAACCUGCUCGAGAGCCUCAUGGAGGCUGAAGAGCCGUUGAUCAACACGGGUGUACUGGCGUCGUCACCUGCCCAGUUCUCUGCACUUUGGGCUAUCCGGGAGGGCCUCACCGAGGCGGUGUCGAAGGAGGGCAAGGCAUACAAGUACGACAUCUCGGUUCCCCUCGACAAGUUCCAGGAAGUCGUCGACAAGACCAGGGAGCACUUGCGGCAGCAAGGCGUUCUGCAUGAAAAGGCCGUCAAGUAUGUCGUCGGGUAUGGUCAUGUCGGAGACGGUAAGCUGUCUUGA
This is a messenger RNA of Trametes versicolor FP-101664 SS1, 1299 nucleotides long. Its product is annotated as FAD-binding domain-containing protein. Gene Ontology annotation, cellular component: mitochondrion. Bases 1 to 1299 code for a protein of 432 amino acids. Lineage: Eukaryota; Fungi; Basidiomycota; Agaricomycetes; Polyporales; Polyporaceae. The transcript is spliced from 5 exons. Gene Ontology annotation, molecular function: FAD binding; catalytic activity. The record is from RefSeq and is a predicted model, not a curated record.